UUGAAUACACAUCCAUGUAUCUGUGCGCCGAUGUUUGAGCAGAAAGCAAGCAAUUAUGGACUUGCAAGGGUGGGCUGCUACAAAUGAAGGGUGGAUUGCUACAAAUGAGAGCGCCAAAAAGAUGCUCUCUAGGGUUCUAAAAGAGCAUCCAUUUUUGUUUCUUCCUCCGCUUCACAGGGUUCCACUCCGCACUGGCAACGUGAUCGAGCUCGUUGGUCCAUCACCUUCUGCUAAAACCCAAAUAUUGUACCAGGUUGCAAUCAAUGGAAUUCUUCCUAAGCAGUGGAAUGGUAUUCAUUACGGAGGAUUGGGGCAAUUGGUGUUCUUUCUCGACUUGGAUUGUCGUUUUGACAUUUUACGGUUCUCCCACAUGUUGAAACAUCGAAUCAUGGAAGCUAACGGAUCAAGCAAUAGAGCAUCUCAGGGGAAUCGAGAAGUUGAUAAAUGGAGUAGUUUUGAAGUGCAAAAGAAACCAAAUAUUGCUUAUGACAAGGAACUGUUUGCAUUUUGCUUGAGACGGUUCUUAUAUGUUCGCUGUUAUGACACUCAUGAGUUCCUUUCCUCUUUCAAGACAUUGCAUUGUCUUCUUCAAAAGGAACGAAAUACACAUGAUAGUGAAGUUUGUUUGCUUAUGAUUGACAGUAUUGGUUCAUUUCAUUGGAUGGAUCGGGCUUCAUCAUCAUUGCCAUUGGGGGCAAAUAAUAGGAGAAACCUUUCUCUUCAGAAUGUCUUUGAAAGUGUUGUCCACGAGAUCAGAAAGCUCCUACAACUUCAUCCUUUGCUUGUUAUUACUACAAAAGCCACCAUCCUUGGGGAUAGACAUUCAAUGCAUGAUGUCAAAUUGAAAUUUGCUUCGUUAAAUGUGGCAAACUCAAGAAAUGCAACAAAUAACAGUCAGCAACCCUGGUUUCGCGAAUAUAUGCCUUUUGUUUGGCAGUCUCUUGUUACACACAGGAUUUACAUACAAGCUACAGAUGAUCAAUUUACUGUCAGUGAGCAUCAAGAUCUUUCUGUUUAUUUAUCAGAAUGGUUACUGCCACCACUAGAUUCCUUGGACAAAUUUGUGGUGAAGGAUGUAAGAAAUGAUUAUCGGUUUAGAACAUGUUUCAGGUAGAGGGCCAUACAUGUGGAUAAUUCUGUAAUUGGUCACAUGCAGGAAGGCAUCUUCAUUGUUUCCUGAAGUCUGUUUUAGGACAAAUGGAAUAAGAUCCACCUGCCUCAGCCCUCUUAUUUCGUGAUCUCUCUUAUGGUGCUAUGCCCAAAUUAAUGUAUGAGAUGAUUUCUUCAAUGCUUAUAUUUCUGCAUAUAGAUGGCCACACAGAAGGAGCUGAAGGUGGAUGAUAUGGUUUUGGAUCUUCUAUUGGUUAGUCUUUAAGUAUGCCUAAGGAAGAAUCCUAGUAGGCUGCAAGGAAGCAAGAAGUUGUUGAUAAAAAGGUUUUAGCAAAGGAAGACAAAUCACAUAAUGAAUAGACCUCGGUACACUUGAUGUUUGGAUUUGAGUCAAUUGGAGAAAGUCCUAAAGGAUCGAUCUAGGUCUAGGAAAAUGAAAGUAUUGCUUGUAUUUGGUUUAGUCCUCAU
Molecule: messenger RNA, 1578 nt
Organism: Carica papaya (papaya)
Lineage: Eukaryota; Viridiplantae; Streptophyta; Magnoliopsida; Brassicales; Caricaceae
Gene: XRCC2
Product: homolog of X-ray repair cross complementing 2 (XRCC2)
Biological process (GO): double-strand break repair via homologous recombination
Cellular component (GO): Rad51B-Rad51C-Rad51D-XRCC2 complex; replication fork
Molecular function (GO): DNA binding; ATP binding; ATP-dependent DNA damage sensor activity
Source: RefSeq, a predicted model, not a curated record